Molecule: messenger RNA, 1005 nt
Organism: Trypanosoma cruzi
Lineage: Eukaryota; Euglenozoa; Kinetoplastea; Trypanosomatida; Trypanosomatidae
Product: proteasome regulatory non-ATPase subunit 3, putative
Exons: 1
Coding region: 1-1005 (334 amino acids)
Biological process (GO): regulation of protein catabolic process; ubiquitin-dependent protein catabolic process
Cellular component (GO): proteasome complex; proteasome regulatory particle, lid subcomplex
Molecular function (GO): enzyme regulator activity
Source: RefSeq, a predicted model, not a curated record
AUGCCGCUUAUUGUCCCGACUCCACCUGCGCAUCCAGCGCAGUCGCCCAACCAGGCAAAUGGCGAGUUGCUCGGGCGUCUCAUGAAACUCUAUCGUGCGCUAUGUGUGCGUCACGACGAGUUGGGACAAGAGGUCAUCCUGAACGACAUAUUGGCCUUUCUGACACGAACUCACCAGCACGAUAUGGCGGAAAGUGUCAUCGCCACCUGUGAGAUUAGUCUGCCGCACCGCUCCAACAAUCAGGCGGCACGCUACUUCUACUACGUUGGACUCACGCGUGCUCUUCGGCUUGAGUACGUGGAUGCGAACCAGUGCCUGCAGCAGGCUCUGCGCAAGGCUCCUGAGCGUGCGUUUGGCUUUCGUGUCGCGGCGACCAAACUUGCGCUCGUGGUCCAGUUGCUGCUGGGUGAGAUUCCGCCCCGUUCGGACUUUUUGCAGAAGGAUAUGCGGGAGAGUCUUUCGCCGUACUUGCAACUUGCCUCCUGUGUGCGAUUUGGGCAACUGAGUCGAUUCAUGUCCAUUCUGCAGCAGCACAAGAACAUUUUUGAGCAUGAUCGCACCUAUUCUUUAAUUUUGAGGGUACGGCAGCAUGUCAUCAAGACUGGGCUGCGCCGUAUUUGUCACGCGUAUAGCCGCAUUAGUAUACCUGACAUCUGUUUCAAACUCUCCAUGGAAAAUCCUGCCGAUGCAGAGUACAUUAUUGCCAAAGCUAUUCGUGACGGUGUCAUUGACGCCGUAAUCGACCACGAGAAGGGUCAUCUCAUCAGCAGUGACACCGUGGAUGUGUAUUCCACAUCUGAACCACUUCUAGCCCUGCAGCGCCGCAUUCAGUUCCUCAACGUCACACACAAUGAUGCCAAGCGGUCGAUGCGUUACACCGCAGCUGAUCCUGAGCUCGAGGAGGAGCGAAGAAAAGUGGAUCGCGAAGAGAUGGAUUCUGCUCUGCGUGCUGCCCUGGAAGAUGAGGAAUUGGGCGGCACCGAUUUUGAGGAUGGUUUGCCGUAG